AUGCAAGAAGUUAUUAAAAUCACGGGCGGCAGUGAACCGUCACCGCCGCCUCUUCCACCAUCAACAUCGCCGUUGGUCUGUGAGAAGCAAAUGGUAGGGAAUCAGCCCGGGGAGUUUCUUUACAAACGCCAGGAAGUACUUGCAUAUAUCAAGUCUUUUUUACAGCCCGCAUACGACCGUGGCUCCCUCUCAUGCCAGCAGUUUGUCUCUAUAGCCAAGCAAACCCUGUUAUUUGUCAUGAGUGCCAGGAAUAUUGGUAUGCAAGGGUUUUCAAAGGACUUUGUGGCGCAAGUGGUGCAACUGCAGAUGACGCACGUGCCUCAUAAAACAGCACCGACAACACCCAUGUCAACACCAUUGGUCGAGUGUAAAAAGGGCGGUCACAUUCCCUGCUUACAUGCUCAGUCGGGUGAUCAUCAUAAUGAUGAUGAUGAGACGAGGGGAAAAAAAGAAAAACAACAACAACAACAACAACAACAGUUGUCGUUGCCAACAGGAAAUCGUCAGGCAUCCCCAUUCAUGCUACGUAAUGGUCAUGACGUGGGUACUGUCAAUGGAAUUAACAAUGGGAGCGGGAAUCAAUUGCUUCUGCGUGACCCCUCCCCGCGUAGCUAUGAAUUCCCCAGUCCCUUUAUGCAGCAGUCAAAGCCGUCAUGUUCCUUUCAAGGGGGCUCUACCAAAUCAAAACAUGGGAGCAACGAUAGAAACAGAGUUACUGUCGCUGCACUUCCCGCUGUGGGUGACAGCACGUGUUGUGUGACCUUUUCUUCAUUGGACGCAAAUCACCCACACAGGGUGACCACAAUGACGGCAGAAACAGGGACAGAUCUAUCGACAGAAGUAGCGAUGAAAUCAUCGUCGCCUAUCACAAUGAAAGCGAAUAACCACCGUCAUAGUUACGCGGGUAAAAAAGGGGAUGAAAAGGAGAAGGUAGAAAAACAAUCCCAGAUAUCGAGCAAUACAAGCGACAAGUUGCUCUGUGUUGCGGAAAAACUCCGUGAGCGUUUGUCGUCUUGGCAAUCAAUAGAAAAUAAUGCCUACUCCUCCUUAUCGCAGUGUAGGAUGGCGGAGGGCUCUGUGGGUGUCGCAGUGACUUCCCUUACGCACAGCUCAGGGCUGGAUGAAAUCCUUCAUGUCCGUUCCGAGAUUCGUGAUGUACUGCGGCUGUGGAUCCUUGAGCGUCGCGAGAUUCUUCGAGAAGAGGAACAGGUCUUCACAUCACUUUUUCUGCAUUUUCAACAUGCCCUGAUAAAAGACCUCAUACGGCACGUUUUUAAAACAGAAGGAGUGGCGGGGGUGUCGCUUCCUCCACCUCCCACAACACCACCACCGAAGGUGCAGUUCGAGCGUGUCCCCCUGCUCAGGGGGAAUGACGGCGGAAAUGAUAGUCCCUACGGGAAGUGCUGCGGAAACAGUCCUGUACUUCACGGUACGACGCAACUCGUUUACAUUGAGGAUGAGGGGCCGGAAGCAGACGUGUCGCCACCGGGAAAUACGACAGCCCCCAAGUCCCUUUACAGGCGUCAGUUCCUGCAUCAUCACAAUGACACCGAAAAGAAAAAGACGUCUCGUGCAGCCUCCAUCCGUCGAGAUGGCAGCUGUCAUAGCCACAGUGGUCGUUUUGGUCCGCAAGGAGAAGCGAAAAGAAGAAGCGAGAGGAAGAGAUUGAUGGAACAAUUGAACGAAGGUUCUUCUUCCUUGCCAUCAUCUGUAUUGCCCUGCUCUUCACCCCUGCGGCGGCAGUCCACGGUGCCUACAGUGUCAGUAACGGAAAGAAAUGUUGAUUGGGACGAUGUGCGCGACGUGAUGAUGACGCCCUCGCGGCAGUAUCCGCCCCAUGCCGUUUUCCCGAACCGCUACGCCACAACACCGCAAAGAACGUCAAGGAUGAGGAGAGAAACGAUGACACCGCCUAAGGCGAAAACCGCAACAGCCGUCUUUCGCCUGCAUUCGCCCAAAUCGAGCACGGCGCAGCCCGCAGGCGUCAAUAUUCAGCCGCAAGGCCAGGGAGAGGGCGUACAGGUAUUUGCGAAACAACGUCCGAACUUGCAAGGGCAAACGCGUAGUGAGGUGACAAAAAGAGGAAGCGCAGGCGCAGUGGUACAACAGAUUGAUCGGAAGGUCAUUGUGGAAUAUUUGCGGCAGUUACUUCAGCCAGCAUUUGAUUCAGGCGCGCUCUCUGUAGAUCAGAUGGGCGGUAUUGUGCAGCGGGCGGCGGGACCUUUGCUGAGCGGUAAAAUGGGUCACUUCCUCGCUAGCGAGACCCGAUGGAAAAAUGAGUUGCGGAAGCAGGUAGAGCAUCUUCUUGGGGAGGCACUUCUUGGAAAGCCGUGA
This is a messenger RNA of Trypanosoma cruzi, 2334 nucleotides long. RefSeq lists its product as uncharacterized. The coding region runs from base 1 to 2334 and encodes 777 amino acids. The record is from RefSeq and is a predicted model, not a curated record. Lineage: Eukaryota; Euglenozoa; Kinetoplastea; Trypanosomatida; Trypanosomatidae. The transcript has a single exon.